AAACACCUCGUCAUAAUUUAUAUGCGUGAAAGCGAUCUUGAGAAACUUUGGGAGGGAGAUGAUCAGGAUUUACCAAAUUUGAAAAGACUUGAUCUUAGUCGUUCUAAGAAGCUUAUUAAAGUUCCAGACCUAUCGCUAUCUCCAAAUAUUGAAGAAGUAAUUCUUAGUGGUUGUGAAAGCUUGACUGAAGUUUCCUCCUCGAGUUUCCUCAGCAAGCUUAACUGUUUGUGUUUAAAUGGUUGUGUUCAGCUUAAGAGUUUGCAUCUUCCAAGGAAUGUUCUGUCGCGAAAUCUUGGAUUAGUUGUUCUUUAUGAUUGUGCCAAGCUUGAACUAUUAAAUGGUUUAAUUGUAUUUAAUAGUGAUUAAUAUUGACAAAUGCAGGAAUUUUGAGGUUUAAAAUUAGUCUAAUGUUUGUGGUUUUGGUUGCAGGGACAGUUACCAGUAUUUCAUGUUUUGUAGCACUUGGAAUUGGAGGUGGUAUUAAUGGGCUCUCUGCUUGUUCCCUCUCCUCAAAGAUGCUGGUGCUUUGUGGCUUUAGAUGAUUUUGAAUUUAGUUUCUUAGUCAUUAGACUUGGAAUUAAUUAGUGAUAAUGUUAAGCACUGACUUUUAAUGUGUUGCAUGUAACUUGUUAGCUUGUUAGGAAUUGACAAUGACUUGUGGAAAAUAAUAUUCGGAAUUAUGUCAA
Molecule: messenger RNA, 686 nt
Organism: Trifolium pratense (red clover)
Lineage: Eukaryota; Viridiplantae; Streptophyta; Magnoliopsida; Fabales; Fabaceae
Product: disease resistance protein RML1B
Exons: 2
Coding region: 22-366 (114 amino acids)
Source: RefSeq, a predicted model, not a curated record